UCUGUGUGUCAUUUUGGCGCACUAUUCAGUCCAAAUUUUAAACGUCUUAGAGCAACUGAUUGUUUCACGGUAGUACAAUCAUUGUUUAGCCGACUGUUGCUUCGGUGCAUCGACAUCAACGUAUUUUCUACCAAUAAUUUCCUAACAAUGGUGCUACUCAAUAUAAACGGCAUAAAGCAAUUCGAUCCUCAGCUAUUAACCUACAUCGCCACCAAUAACAACGCCAAGGUUGUGGACAUGCUCAAAAAAGUUGAUGCAAGGAAGUUGAGAGAUUGUUGGGGAAAGACUUUGCUGCACUGGAGUGCAGACGAGCCCGGAAACCCAGAGAUAACAAGGUAUUUGAUAGAGAAAGACUACAAUAUCAAUGCCCAGGAUAUCGAAGGCAAUACACCAUUGGGAUUGGCUGUCGAGUCGGAUCAAAUGGAGAUUAUAAAAGUACUGGUCGAAGCAAAUGCCAACAUCUACAUUCCGAACAACAGUCGCUUGAAUCCCAUCGAAUACGUGCUGCGUUAUUGGAACUUAUCGAACACAGACAUCGUCAAAUGGUUUCUGAAUAAACUGCGGGAGGAUUGCGGCGAGAACAAGCAGAUGUUAGUGGACAAGUUGAUGGAUUUCAGUUGCCCGAUUUACUUCGCCGUGCUGCUGACAGACUCGGAGAUAACGCAGAGGAUGUUGGACCGCAAGUGCGCGAUCGAUGCUCGCUGUCCCGAGACAUCCGACACCGCGCUGCACGUGGCGGUCGCGCAGGCGGACUUGGCGAACGCGAGGCUACUGGUAGAGCGCGGACUAGGCGUGAACUGCAAAGGCCAGCAGGACGAGACGCCGAUAUACCGGUACGAGACCUACGACAGCGACACCGACGAGAAGAUCAAAGUACUCCACUUCUUAGUGACGAGCGGGGCCGACAUGUAUAUCUGCAAAAUUAUGGGGACGCCGCCCAUGGAGAGGAUAAUGUCUUGUGCCAACAAGCGAACCCUCGACAUGAUGCUGAACUUGAAGAGCAUCGAUCUGCGCAGGACCAACAGCCGCAGCGAGACAAUACUGCACUUCGUCUGCAAGAACGACAGCCCGGAUGCGGGCCAAGCCCUCCUGCAGCUCCGCGGCCGGGAUUUCGACAUCAACCUGGCUAACGCGUACGAAGAAACGGGCCUGAUGUUAGCGACCAAACGGGCGUACGUGAGUACGGUCAGAUCUCUAUUGCAGCUGGGCGCCGAACUUGAGAUCGAGGACAAGAACUUCCGCACGGCGAUCCAUCUGACUUAUCGCUUUAUGAGCGAUUACUUUCCGGAACCGCUGAGCCGGUUGCGAACGAUCGCCGACAUGCUGCUGAUGCACGGCGCCGAUCCUCAGCGCUUGAGAGGUGGAAUCUUGCUGGAAAAAUUUAAGCAAAAGGGAGACACGUACAUAGCGGAGAGCAUCCUCGCGCGCCUAGUGGAAAUGGAGGAUCAGGACGAGUCCGCGAUCACUUCUCACAUUCGGCGCACGAUCCAGCGCUGCGAAUACUAUCAAAAUUACUUUGAUGAGUGUAAAGUCAAUCUAGAAAAGAUGAAAUCGGUAACGGUAUUCAAUACGAUAACGCUCAUCGACCUGCUAAAUAGAUUCGAUUGUGCAGCACUUUCGAAACUCGUUUGCUUUGAUGAAUUCACCACUACGUACAAGCUGACCAUGUCCAAGAAUAUCGACUGGAUUCCGCAUUAUUAUAUCUUCGUUAUUCAAAAUCGGGUCAUUAUCCCCGGGAUAGACUACACAGUCAAAAACCUUACUAAGAAAUUCUUAAACUUGAUGAAUUGAGCUCAGGUCACGUUAUU
Messenger RNA from Phymastichus coffea, 1808 nucleotides. Its product is annotated as putative ankyrin repeat protein RF_0381. The transcript has 2 exons. Gene Ontology annotation, molecular function: protein binding. NCBI's taxonomy places the organism in Eukaryota, Metazoa, Arthropoda, Insecta, Hymenoptera, Eulophidae. The record is from RefSeq and is a predicted model, not a curated record. Bases 148 to 1791 code for a protein of 547 amino acids.